UUUUGGUUGUAUUAUUGAUAGAGACUCUGAUAUGAUUUUUGGAAAGUUACCGGAAGAUCAGAGAAAGAAUUUAAGGGAAAUCUUAGAUUUACCAUAUCAUAAAUUUGAAAUGAGUCUAAUUAUUUCUGAAUUGGUUAAAGUUCUAUUAGAAAGAUCGAAAAGUUUAAACAAAAGAGAGAUGAUGGUUUCUCUUCCGCCUAUAUCGAUGGACUUUCAAGGAAAUGAUGAGGAAUUUGAAGAUAUAUGUGUGAUGUAUAGAAUGAUAGAUUCAAUAUAG
Molecule: messenger RNA, 277 nt
Organism: Racocetra fulgida
Lineage: Eukaryota; Fungi; Glomeromycota; Glomeromycetes; Diversisporales; Gigasporaceae
Source: the annotation of a GenBank genome assembly